Molecule: messenger RNA, 3895 nt
Organism: Oryza sativa Japonica Group (Japanese rice)
Lineage: Eukaryota; Viridiplantae; Streptophyta; Magnoliopsida; Poales; Poaceae
Product: tyrosine-sulfated glycopeptide receptor 1
Biological process (GO): protein phosphorylation
Molecular function (GO): ATP binding; protein kinase activity; protein binding
Source: RefSeq, a predicted model, not a curated record
AAGCAACCAGGUCUGUCAAGGGGAAGAGAAAUGACAUCAGAUCAAGUGAAUUUAGGCAAGCUGUAACAAUGUCAAUGACAUAAGGAUUGAAAUAAAAAUGAUUAAAAGGAAAACAACUUGUACGGUCAGGGAGGCCGACCACUUGGUUUUUCAAUAUAUAUAUAUAUAGCAGGCACCUGCUAGUGCAACGUCAUAAUGUGAACCAAGAAGCUGCUAUAGCAGUUCUUUUUUAUAAAGUUCUUGACCUGUGUUUCUUUUUUAUAACCAUGACUAGAAAGACAGAAUAAAAUGGAAGUUGGAGCUAAUUCUUUCUUCUUCCUCAUGUUCUUUCUUGAUUAGACCAUCUGAUGCUUUGCGCAGUCAGGAACUCAGGAUACAAACUCGCAUCCAACUUCCAUGCUAGUAUCACCAGAAAACCAUGCAGCCACCUCAUUUUUCAUACAAGACACAAAGCAACAGACUGCCCAUACCUGUUCUUAGCCUUGCCCUUGUGCUGCUGCUCAACUUCACCUCUCCCACCAGUUCAUGUACAGAGCAGGAGAAGAACUCCCUCCUCAAUUUCCUCACCGGGCUUUCUAAGGAUGGAGGCCUCAGCAUGUCAUGGAAGGAUGGCGUGGAUUGUUGCGAGUGGGAAGGGAUCACCUGCAGAACAGAUAGGACCGUGACUGAUGUUUCACUGCCUUCUAGGAGCCUCGAGGGGUACAUCUCUCCAUCUCUUGGCAACCUGACUGGAUUGCUGCGCCUCAACCUGUCCUACAACCUGCUAUCCAGUGUCCUACCGCAGGAAUUGCUGUCUUCCAGCAAACUCAUCGUCAUAGACAUCAGCUUUAACCGCCUGAAUGGAGGUCUCGACAAGUUGCCAUCUUCAACCCCUGCCAGGCCACUGCAGGUACUCAACAUCUCAAGUAAUUUGUUAGCAGGACAGUUUCCAUCCUCCACAUGGGUAGUGAUGACAAAUCUGGCCGCACUCAAUGUCAGUAACAACAGCUUUACUGGGAAAAUACCAACUAAUUUCUGCACCAACUCACCAUCCUUAGCUGUGCUUGAACUCAGUUACAACCAAUUCAGUGGGAGCAUUCCCCCUGAACUUGGAAGUUGCUCCAGGCUGAGAGUCCUCAAGGCUGGCCAUAACAACCUUAGUGGGACUCUCCCUGAUGAAAUCUUCAAUGCUACCUCGUUAGAGUGCCUCUCUUUUCCAAACAAUAAUUUACAAGGAACACUUGAAGGGGCAAAUGUUGUCAAACUCGGUAAGCUGGCUACCCUUGACCUUGGAGAGAACAACUUCAGUGGUAACAUUCCAGAGUCUAUCGGUCAGCUCAACAGAUUGGAGGAACUCCAUUUGAACAACAACAAAAUGUUUGGGAGCAUACCAUCAACCCUGAGCAACUGCACAAGUCUGAAAACCAUCGACCUCAAUAGCAACAAUUUCAGUGGAGAGCUCAUGAAUGUCAAUUUCUCCAAUCUACCCAGUCUACAAACUUUAGAUCUUCGGCAGAACAUCUUCAGUGGUAAAAUUCCAGAAACAAUAUACUCAUGCAGCAACCUAACUGCCCUGCGGCUAUCUUUGAAUAAAUUCCAAGGCCAGUUAUCAAAGGGACUAGGCAAUCUGAAGUCCCUUUCCUUCCUGUCACUCGGUUACAACAAUCUCACAAACAUAACAAAUGCACUACAGAUAUUAAGGAGCUCCAGCAAACUCACCACCCUUCUUAUUAGCAACAACUUCAUGAAUGAAAGUAUACCAGACGAUGAUAGAAUUGAUGGUUUUGAGAAUCUUCAGGUUCUUGACCUAAGUGGAUGCUCCUUUUCUGGAAAAAUACCUCAAUGGUUAUCAAAACUCUCGAGGUUGGAGAUGCUGGUUUUAGACAACAAUCAACUAACUGGACCAAUACCUGACUGGAUCAGCAGCCUAAACUUCCUCUUCUAUCUAGAUGUAUCAAAUAACAAUCUGACGGGAGAAAUUCCGAUGGCCUUAUUACAGAUGCCAAUGCUAAGGUCAGACAGGGCUGCAGCACAAUUGGACACUAGAGCAUUUGAACUACCCGUAUAUAUAGAUGCAACACUACUUCAAUACCGCAAGGCCAGUGCUUUUCCCAAAGUGCUGAAUCUAGGUAACAAUGAAUUCACCGGUUUGAUCCCUCAAGAGAUUGGUCAGUUGAAAGCGCUCCUUUUGCUUAAUUUGAGCUUUAACAAAUUAUAUGGAGAUAUCCCCCAGUCGAUCUGCAACCUCAGAGACCUGCUAAUGCUGGAUUUAUCAAGCAAUAAUCUAACUGGUACAAUCCCAGCCGCACUGAACAAUUUAACCUUUCUUAUCGAAUUCAGCGUCUCGUAUAAUGACCUAGAAGGGCCUAUCCCAACUGGCGGACAGUUUAGUACAUUCACAAAUUCUAGCUUUUAUGGCAAUCCAAAGCUGUGUGGUCCUAUGCUUACACACCAUUGCAGUUCAUUUGAUAGACAUUUGGUCUCAAAGAAACAACAAAACAAGAAGGUCAUACUUGUAAUUGUUUUUUGUGUCCUUUUUGGAGCCAUUGUCAUUCUUUUGUUGUUGGGGUAUCUCCUUCUGUCAAUCAGGGGUAUGAGUUUCACGACCAAAAGUAGGUGCAACAAUGAUUACAUAGAAGCAUUAUCACCGAACACCAAUUCAGAUCAUUUGUUGGUAAUGUUGCAGCAAGGCAAGGAAGCAGAAAACAAGCUCACAUUCACUGGCAUUGUGGAAGCUACAAACAAUUUUAACCAGGAGCACAUCAUUGGAUGUGGAGGUUAUGGAUUAGUCUACAAGGCACAGUUACCUGAUGGCUCUAUGAUUGCCAUCAAGAAACUUAAUGGUGAAAUGUGUCUGAUGGAAAGGGAGUUCAGUGCAGAGGUUGAAACGCUCUCCAUGGCACGACAUGACAAUCUUGUGCCACUCUGGGGUUACUGUAUCCAGGGAAACUCGAGGCUCCUCAUAUAUUCUUACAUGGAGAAUGGCAGCCUGGAUGAUUGGCUUCAUAACAAGGAUGAUGAUACCAGCACAAUUCUAGAUUGGCCAAGACGGCUCAAAAUAGCAAAAGGGGCAAGCCAUGGCCUUUCUUACAUCCACAAUAUCUGCAAGCCUCGUAUUGUCCACCGUGACAUCAAAUCUAGCAACAUCCUUCUCGACAAAGAAUUCAAAGCUUAUAUUGCAGAUUUUGGAUUAUCACGGUUGAUCCUUCCCAACAAAACUCAUGUCACAACUGAGCUAGUUGGCACUCUUGGUUACAUCCCACCUGAGUACGCCCAGGCAUGGGUUGCUACAUUGAAAGGUGAUGUAUACAGUUUCGGAGUGGUCCUGCUUGAGCUUCUCACUGGGAGGAGGCCAGUUCCGAUACUGUCUACCUCAAAGGAACUUGUCCCAUGGGUACAGGAGAUGGUAUCAAAUGGAAAGCAGAUUGAGGUGCUGGAUUUAACAUUUCAAGGCACAGGGUGUGAAGAGCAAAUGCUAAAGGUCCUUGAAAUUGCUUGCAAGUGUGUCAAAGGUGAUCCUUUGCGGAGGCCUACUAUGAUAGAAGUAGUAGCCAGUCUGCACAGUAUAGACCCUGACGGCCUGACCUAAAGAUACAAUAAUAUGACAAAUAAUCUUGUACUUUCAGUGAACUGAGUUGAUCUAGUCUCACUAGUGCUAGUAUUUCUGAUUGGUCUUUUAGUUCAUUCUGUACAGCUUAUGUCAGACUAAUGUCAUUUUGAGGCAUUGCCGUUCACUAUAUUAGUAGUAGUAGAUAAGAGUUCAUGUAAUGUGUUUUAUUUUUCCUGUUUAUUGGAACACUAACCGUGCUCAUGUUGUACACGCAUGACAACAAAAGUAACAAGCAGCGAGAAUGUUGUUAUGUUCCAUGAGUUUUGCACUGAGAAAUUAAGUCAAAAUGAUUUCUACUCAAGCGAA